UGAUAGAUACUACAAUAGAGUAAAGAAUUGGACAAAAAAUGUGAACAUUUUCGAAAAGGACUUUCUAAUUAUACCAAUUCAUAAAUCCUGUCAUUGGUUUCUGGCAAUCAUUUGUUAUCCAAGAAAAGUUCCUCUCCUGGACGAAGUUGCAUUCAAUGAGAAAAGUGCUAAAAGGCCUCGUAUACUUUUCAUGGACUCGACGCAAAGUGCUCAUAGUAGAUGUGGAUUAGCUGCACCAUUACGACACUUUCUAGCUAAGGAAUGGGAGUCAAAGAAAACGACAAAGAAAAGUUUUAGUAGAAGUGUAAUGCCUGAUAUUUAUCUCAAGGUGCCUAAGCAAAACAAUGACUUCGACUCAGGUCUCUAUGUACUACAAUGCAUUGAGAAUUUCCUAAGAAAUCCUGAUCAUUUACUUGACAAAGUUUCCAAAGACCCGGCUAUUAAUCUAGAGGAUUGGUUCUCUCACAGACUGGUUUCGGCUAAACGACGAACUAUUGAAAGAUUGAUUAAACAACAGCGAAAAGCUGAAGAAAUCAAGAAAAAUAGUCUUUGCGAAACGGAUGAUGAAAUUUCUUCUUCUUCUUCUUCUUCUUCUUCUAGCUCUUAUUCUUCUGCUGAUUCCGAAAUUUCUAUUUACUAAUUUUUUAUGAAUCAACUGCACCUAAAUGAGUACAUCAAAAUUCCAGAGAUUCUUUCAUGACCAUUUCUUUCAUUUAUAUACUCUGUUUAUCAUGAAUUUCCAAAACUCUUCCCAAACAAAAAUCAACCCAUUGACAAGCAAAACGAAAGGGGAAUAAUACAUAUUCAAUCGUUAAUCAGUUAACAUCAUAAUAUUGUUAUAAUCUCGUUAACUAAUAGUUGUUACUGUAAACGAAACUAUCUUAAAAUUAUCUUCGUUAUUGACAAGUUUAUUUGUUUGAUUCAAUUGCUUUGAGUGUAAAUCCAUCCGUUCAGAAUCCUCAGCCAGUGAGUAGUUGAAUAUUUUCAAUGGCUGUAAGUCAAUGACUGUGAUAGCAACCAUAUUGUUGAUCAAAAAUUAAAAUUCAACUAAAUUUGUUACUGAUUAAUCAAUCGUGAUCUAUUUUUAUACGCCAAUCCAACGCUGGAGAUAAUGUUUAAAGCAGAAGUUGAAGAGAGUAUGAAUGUUCGACCUUUAAACUGAUCUUUUUUGGAAAAUCAAACUAACCGCUAAUUAUUUGCAGGAUUAAUCACCCUUACGUUACACUCUUUAAUCACUUCUGCAGGCUCAACUUUCAUCAAUGAGUUGGAUUUUUUUGGAACUCGUUCUUCCCUCUCAACUUGUUUUCCUUGAGAUUUUCUUGUAGAAAAUUGCUUCUUUGUGUUGUUUCAAACAGUCAUUCUUAUAAGACAUUGUCUUAAAGACGAUUUGAAGUCUAAUGUCUGUUUUUCCAAAUUUGUCGAUUUACAAUAACAUCGUCUACUUCGGUAUUCAUAAGUUUUGCUGUGAUGAAAUUCGUUUAAUUUCAGCAGGCUUUAAGUUUUCCCAAGUUGGCCGAUUACAAGAAAGAUCUCGUUUCGACAUCACCAUUCCACCAAUUGAAAUACAAAAGGCCUAUUUGGACAGUAAAACCGGUGAAAAUUUGUCAACCCUGAUAAUUGACACCGUUCCUCAAUCUGGAACUAAAAUAAGGAGCGCAUUGAAAAUAAGACCCAAUCAAGACGAUAGCUCAGGAGGACCCAUUCGUGUUCUUUUUCAAUUUAGCGGACAAGGUGAAGAAAUUUACAAAAUAUUGGAUGAAUAUUUUUCGUGCUAUACUUCAUUGACUUGGAAAUUUGAGAAAGUUUUAUCUCGAAGUGUCCAUAAAUACCUUGAUUUCUUAAACAAUCAUUCUCAACAAUCAUCAACACGAAAAACGAAUGUUUCAAGUCCAAAUUACGACAAUUCAGUGUUUAACAUGGAGAUUAAUCAAACUUUAUCAGUUCACAACAAUUCUGUCUACUUCGGCAUUUAUAAAUUCACCUGUAAAGAGAUUCAUUUAAUCUCAAAAGGUAUUAAGUUUGUUCAAGUAUCUGCACCAGAAAGACCGAGUUUGGCUAUUACCAUUCCACCCAUUGAUAUACAAAGAGCCUAUUUCGAUAGAACAGAAUUUUUAACCCUGAUCAUAGAAACCGUUCCAAGUUCGAGUUUCAAAAUAUGCGAAGCCUUACAAAUACAACGGAAUCAAGAAGGAACCAUUCGUGUGGCAGUGCAAUUGAACGGAAAGAAUGAAGAAAUUCGAAAUAUAUUGGAAGAGUAUUUCGCCAUCUUUAAUACUGUCACUUGGAAACUUGAUAGAAAUCUAUCUGUUAGUGCUCAUCAAUACUUCGAUUUAUUAAAUAACUCUUCUCAACAACCGACAGCAACAUCAUCCACGUCUUCAUCCACUUUUAAAUCACCUUUUCCUCCUAAAUUGGCUAAGAGUAAAAAGAAGACCUCGAAUUCGAAAAUAGAUGAAACGACCUCCAUUGUUGAGAUGAACAGUGAAGAUGAAAUUGGAAACUCAAAUGCCGCAGUAUCAAAUUGUGACGAUCGUCUCUUUAGUUAUCCACCUAUUCCCAUUUACGAAGUUGAACAUAUCUCAAUUCGUCAGUCGGAUCUCGCUUGUUUGGAGGAAGGGCAACAAAUAAAUGAUGCAAUCCUGGGUUUCUAUCUUAAGUAUAUUGAAAAAGACUUGACAUCCCCAGAUAUCGCCGAAAGAUGCUACAUUUUCAGUUCAUCUUUUUACUACAAUCUCACCCAUAAACCUCAAAUAUCAGAGGUUAGAACCCAGGGUGCAAAAACGCUUUCUGAUAGUUACUACAAUAGAGUAAAGAAUUGGACAAAAAAUGUGAACAUUUUCGAAAAGGACUUUCUAAUUAUACCAAUUCAUAAAUCCUUUCAUUGGUUUCUGGCAAUCAUUUGUUAUCCAAGAAAAGUUCCUCUCCUGGACGAAGUUGCAUUCAAUGAGAAAAGUGCUAAAAAACCUCGAAUACUUUUCUUAGAUUCACUUCAAAGUGCUCAUCAUAAAUGUGGAUUAGCUGCACCAUUACGACACUUUCUAGCUAAGGAAUGGGAGUCAGAGAAAACGACGAAGAAAAAUUUUAGUAGAAGGGUAAUGCCUGAUAUUUAUCUCAAGGUGCCUAAACAAACAAAUCACUUCGACUCAGGUCUCUAUGUACUACAAUCUAUUGAGAAUUUCCUAAGAAAUCCUGAACAGCUACUUGAAAGAAUUUACAAAGACCCGGCUAUUAAUCUAGAGGAUUGGUUCUCUCACAAACUGGUUUCGGCUAAACGACGAACAAUCGAAAGAUUGAUCAAACAACAGCGAAAAGCUGAAGAAAUCAAGAAAAAAAGUCUUUGCGAAAUUGAUAAUUGCAGUUCUUCUUCUUCUUCUUCUUCUUCUUCUUCUUCUUCUUCUUCUUCUUCUUCUUCUGAUACUGAUUAACUUCUACUUACUAAUUCUUGAAAACAUUUAAUUGUGAUCAGAGUAUUUUUGCACCCAUAAAGUUAUCGUCUUAUAUUGAACUUUUCAUUAUUUUAACUUUAAAGUUUUGUGAUUGUCAAACUUUUCUAACGAAGAAAAAAAGUUUCAAAUCUUAUCAAUCAAACAAUCUUUAUGUAAGAAUCACAACCGGGGUAAAGAACCAGGAAUCAUCCAGUUCAGCUCAUAAGUUUUUGAUUGACUAGUUGAUGUUUUAGUUGUCAAUUGUUAAUUAUUUAAAAUAAUUUAUUUUAUUCCUAUUAUCAGUUGUUGGUAUGAUGAAGGUGAAUUAGGAUCAUGGUAACCACCCGGUGCAAGAAGGAUCCUCGGAGGAAGACCAAAGGUUUCACCCCAAUUCUAAUUUGAAUCUGAGGAUCCAUCACCCGAUUAACCUUUAAUUGGUGAUGAGGAUAAGCUUGUUGUAAAUUUCUUUGGUGUAAUGGUUAUGGUGAUGUA
Molecule: messenger RNA, 3917 nt
Organism: Panonychus citri (citrus red mite)
Lineage: Eukaryota; Metazoa; Arthropoda; Arachnida; Trombidiformes; Tetranychidae
Product: sentrin-specific protease 6-like
Exons: 10
Coding region: 1398-3425 (675 amino acids)
Biological process (GO): protein desumoylation
Cellular component (GO): nucleus; cytoplasm
Molecular function (GO): SUMO-specific endopeptidase activity
Source: RefSeq, a predicted model, not a curated record